This is a messenger RNA of Octodon degus (degu), 2292 nucleotides long. RefSeq names its product CCR4-NOT transcription complex subunit 8 (gene Cnot8). Gene Ontology annotation, cellular component: P-body; CCR4-NOT complex; CCR4-NOT core complex. The record is from RefSeq and is a predicted model, not a curated record. The coding region runs from base 368 to 1246 and encodes 292 amino acids. Lineage: Eukaryota; Metazoa; Chordata; Mammalia; Rodentia; Octodontidae. The transcript is spliced from 8 exons. Gene Ontology annotation, molecular function: poly(A)-specific ribonuclease activity; nucleic acid binding.
CUCCAGGUCAGGGGUUGCGGUCGCCGUCUCCGCCGGCUUGCCAGCCCGCGCUUGGCCGGCCGUGCGGGUUAGGUGCUAGGUCCCGGGACUUUGCGGAGCAUCCUUUUGGGGGGCCACUGCUGCCGUCCUCUGAGGCGCAUGCUGCUAUCAGACCCGCUUUACAAGUGGCAAGACACGCAAAAAGUCACUUACGUGGGGCCACACGGUACGUGACCGGGCGUCCCGCCGAGAGCUGUCUGGGGCAGAAGCCUGUUAUUUUAACGUCGUUGUCUUACAGAGAGACAGAAAAAUCAGAUAAUCAUUGGUGAUCAGAACAUUGUCAUACCUUGACUUAGUACCUAAACGCGACUUCUGAGGUUUCUUCAGGAUGCCUGCAGCACUUGUGGAGAAUAGCCAGGUUAUCUGUGAAGUCUGGGCAAGCAAUCUAGAAGAAGAGAUGAGGAAAAUCCGAGAAAUUGUGCUCAGUUACAGUUAUAUUGCCAUGGACACAGAAUUUCCAGGUGUUGUGGUACGACCAAUUGGUGAAUUUCGUAGCUCCAUAGAUUACCAGUAUCAGCUUCUGAGGUGCAAUGUUGACCUUUUAAAAAUUAUCCAGCUGGGCCUUACGUUCACAAACGAGAAGGGAGAGUACCCUUCUGGAAUCAACACUUGGCAGUUCAACUUCAAAUUCAAUCUUACAGAGGACAUGUACUCCCAGGACUCCAUAGACCUCCUCGCUAACUCAGGGCUGCAGUUUCAGAAGCAUGAAGAAGAAGGCAUCGACACACUGCACUUCGCAGAGCUCCUUAUGACAUCAGGAGUGGUUCUUUGUGACAAUGUCAAAUGGCUUUCCUUUCACAGUGGCUAUGAUUUUGGCUACAUGGUAAAGUUGCUUACAGAUUCUCGCUUGCCAGAAGAAGAACAUGAAUUCUUUCAUAUUCUGAACCUUUUCUUCCCAUCCAUUUAUGAUGUGAAAUAUCUGAUGAAGAGUUGCAAAAAUCUUAAGGGAGGUCUCCAGGAAGUUGCUGAUCAGUUGGAUUUGCAGAGAAUUGGAAGGCAGCACCAGGCAGGCUCAGACUCGCUGCUGACGGGAAUGGCGUUCUUCAGGAUGAAGGAGCUGUUUUUUGAGGACAGCAUAGAUGACGCCAAGUACUGUGGACGGCUCUAUGGCCUGGGCACUGGCGUGGCGCAGAAGCAGAGUGAGGACUCGGACUCUGCCCAGGAGAAGCUGAGCAUCCUGGCCGUCAUCAACAACAUGCAGCAGUGACGCUUCCUGCGCUGUGCCGCCGGCCUCCCUGAGCGCAGGUGCGCCUGAGUGGCAGGAAGACGUGUGUUCUGGGAAGGCUGAAGAUGUGCUCAUUUUAGAUCCAGAGAGCGGAGUCGUCUCUGAGUUUGUAUGCAGGGCUGCCCCAUUCCGCAUCCCUACAUUUCCUGUCCAGCCGCCUCCUGUCACCAGCAUCCAUAGCGCCUUUGACACUAUUUUAAAUAUCCAGGACAAGGCUGAAACAAACAAGUAAAAUGUAUAUAACUCUUAUCUGUUGUCAUUCUUUUUCUUUUAAAUUUGUUGCUAAUCUCUGAUAAGAUGGCUUCUCAGCUGAAGGUUUCCAGAGGAAAGGGCGUUCUUGGGAAGUGGUUCGUAGAUUCUGAGUCUCGCCCCCCACCCUUUUCUUGACCUGACCCUUCUUGAAGACGUUGGCUUUUCUCAUGCUUCGUAGUCUUUACUUAUGUGUUAUUAUAUAGAAAUGAAGUACCUGGUGCUAAAGCUAGACAAGCGGAUUAGCUGACAUCUUGACAUCUGUUCCACUGUGCCACUGAGAUCUGUCAUUUAUGCAUCAUCUGAAGUCGUAAAUUUUCAGCUAAUGAAAUCUGGAUUUGAUCUGAAGGAAAUGAGUAAGACAAGAUUUUGGGGCCUUAUUUCUGGUUUCAGAAACGUGAUUUCAGAUGCUCAUGUUUCUCCCUCUUCCUUUCCCCUGCUUUUCCUUUCAGCAGACCCAAGGAGGUAGGAGGAUGGGUAACGGGAGUACCAGGCCGUGUGGCUUCUUAAACUUGUGCACAGGGCAGUAAAGGAAUUGGUUGAGAGAGAUCUUGGGGUGAUAGCCCACAGCUGGGGUGGAAAACGCAGGACUUUGAUUUUAGAACUAGUCAUUUUAAAAUCACAGUUUUCUUUGACUGCAGGAUGGAUAGAAAAGCCAACCUUUUUGAAUGGUGAAAAUAAGAGCUGGUACCUUGCUAAAAUGGAAGAAUAGUUUCAUGUUUUAAAAGCUAUGGAAAACUCAAUUUGAAAUGAUUAAAAAAUGUGUUAUAAAAAAUAAA